Molecule: messenger RNA, 1164 nt
Organism: Emiliania huxleyi CCMP1516
Lineage: Eukaryota; Haptophyta; Isochrysidales; Noelaerhabdaceae
Exons: 4
Coding region: 1-1164 (387 amino acids)
Biological process (GO): cellular response to hypoxia
Molecular function (GO): ferrous iron binding; L-ascorbic acid binding; peptidyl-proline dioxygenase activity
Source: RefSeq, a predicted model, not a curated record
AUGUUUUUCGUCUCGACUGGAACCCACUCCACGUCGCGCGCGCUGCCCGCUUCGCACUCCUGGCGCUCUCGGCGACCGCAGCCCAGAGUCCACGCUCUUCCGCGGCCAGAGUCUCCGUAUGACGGCGUGUGCGACCACCUCCAGGCGGCCGUCUCCAGCCGCAUGGACCCGUAUGACGCGGUGCGGAUCCUGCGCACUGUGCUUGCCAGCUACGCUGUCGUCGCGCGCGGCAUGAGGUGCACGACGGGCGGCGCGAGGCAGGAGGUGCACGGCGAUGGUGGGGUCCGUCCAAUCCAUCUCGUCGUGGUGGCUGUGUCGCUCCACCGCGUCGGUGCGCACCUCGCCACGCGCCCCGAGGAGGCGCGUCGCCUGGCAGAGAUCGCCGUCGCGGCCGCGCGCGACUACCUGGUUGAGUUUCGCGCGGUGCGGCGCCUCAUUCUCAGCCUGGACAGUGCCGCCGCCCUGCCUGCGGCAGCCCGGCAGCGGCUGCUCUGCACCGUGGAGCCGCCGCUCUCAUCACCGUCGCCCGGCGGCGGCGCGGAUGGCUUCCUCGCGCGCACGGGCGAGGCUGGCACCCAGCGGCACGCCGAGCUUGCCCGUCUCGUCGGCGCGCUGCUCCGCCAUGGCUACGCGGUGAGCGAGGCGCCCGUCCUGGGCGACGCUCUGCUCGCCGCCGCCGAGGAGGAGGCGAGGCUGCUGCAGGCGGCAGGGAGGAUGCAACCAUUCGUCGAGAGAGCUCUUCGCUGCGUGACGGAGCACCCUGCGAUGAGAGGCGGCGCCCGCACGCUCCUCGAGGCGGUGCGUGGGGCGUGCGCAGAGUGCCCUCCGGGCGCCAACCCCGCCGCCGGCACCGCUCCGAAGCUUCUGCUCGAGCCGGCGACGAGCCUUCCGCUGGCCAUGCUCGCCUGCUACCCAGGCGGCGGUGCGCGCUUUCAGAGGCACGUGGACAACUCGCCCGAGGCGGCCGACACGCGCGCGGUGACGGCCGUGCUCUACCUCAACGGCGGCUGGACGCCCUCGCACGGCGGGGCCCUGCGCGUGUACGGCGACCUCGGCAAGGGCGACGCGGUCGAGGUCGAGCCGAGGCGGGGCACGCUCGUCCUAUUCUGGGCGCAUCGCGUGCCGCAUGAAGUGAUGCCUGCGAGCGAGCCGAGUUUCCCAUAA